Molecule: messenger RNA, 348 nt
Organism: Miscanthus lutarioriparius
Lineage: Eukaryota; Viridiplantae; Streptophyta; Magnoliopsida; Poales; Poaceae
Source: the annotation of a GenBank genome assembly
AUGGAAAUCGUCCGCCGAGCCGCCGCUACGGCUCGCCUGGACGACGACUACCGCCUCCCCGAUCCUUCUCCCCCGCACGGGCAAAUGUCAGUGGAUGCACUCCGGAGGGAGCUUGUGAAGGAGAGCAUUAUCCAGGAGAUCAUCGCCGCUGAGCUGGCGGAGCAGCGGGGGUUAGAGUCCGAGGUCUGGCGCGAGCUCGGGUUGGAGCACGCCGGUCCCCUGUCCCUGUGCACCCCUGCCGGGCUCCAGCUGACCACAAUGCCCCACCAUGAUACAUCCCCUGUGCGGCAAGAGGGUCUGCUCCACUUCCACAUGCCCAGAGAUAUGUUUGGAUUUAGCUUGUCAUGA